Salpingoeca rosetta is the source of this 4787-nucleotide messenger RNA. RefSeq lists its product as uncharacterized. The record is from RefSeq and is a predicted model, not a curated record. The transcript has 28 exons. The coding region runs from base 171 to 4787 and encodes 1538 amino acids. Gene Ontology annotation, biological process: mitotic cell cycle checkpoint signaling; protein phosphorylation; positive regulation of transcription elongation by RNA polymerase II. Gene Ontology annotation, cellular component: RZZ complex; nucleus; cyclin/CDK positive transcription elongation factor complex. NCBI's taxonomy places the organism in Eukaryota, Choanoflagellata, Craspedida, Salpingoecidae. Gene Ontology annotation, molecular function: ATP binding; cyclin-dependent protein serine/threonine kinase activity; cyclin binding.
UGUGUGUGUGUGUGUGUGUGCGUGUGUGUAGGUAGGUAGGUACACGAGAACAUUUGCACACAGCCGUGCCAAGGAAGCAAGGAAAGGAACGAGGUCGGCAGGGAAGCGUUGCCCCCUUACAACGCGUGCACUGCGUUUGAGCAGCAGGCAGCAGCAGCAGCAGCAGCGCCAUGCCGCGCGAUCACCCACGCCGCAACCGGAGUCGGCCCCGCGGGCGCACCUCGCGGUCCCGGUCUCCGCUUCGCACCGCCACACAACCACCAUUAGCGGCGCCACCACCCGCAGCCAAGCCAGAGGGCCGUGAGGGCGCCGGCAGCGCCGUUGAGCGUGAUCGACCCAGGCAGCAGCCAGAGCAAAGCCGCAGCCGCAGCCGCAGCCGCAGCCGCAGCCGCAGUAGGGAGCGUCCCGCGAAGAAGGAGAGGCAGCAAGACAAGGAAGGGUCGAAACGCUCGCAGCAACACAAGAAAGGAGGAGAAGGGCGUUCGAGGUCGCGGCGAUCCCACUCGCGUGACCACCGUCGCCAUAUCGAGCAUGCCCAGCACCAACAGCGACGGCUGCCUCGCCGUGACGACAGGCAUCACGCCCAAACCCACCAUCGCAACCCGCAUCGCAAUCACCACCAACACCGCCGUCAGCAUCAGGUUGUCCCGCACGAUGACUACGGCAGCCCACGCAGGCACGACAGGCGCCCGCGCCAUGCGCACCGUCCAGACCGCCGGCAACCCAGGCGGAGGUCCGGCCACCACAGGCACGGCGGAGGUGGGGGAGGAGGUGAUCGACGCGGUCGGUAUGGUGGGCGAGGAAGCACGCGCAGCCAUCACCACACGUCGUCUCGCAGCCGGCGCCACGCAUCUUCCUCGUACGAGAGCGAUGACGACGACGACGACCACGAUGAUGAUGAUGAUUACACGUCGUCCUCAAGCUACGCCAGCUCGUAUGACGACGAUCAUGACAGCCGCAGCCGGGGUCGUGGGCGGGCCCGCCGUCGAUCGCGCCGCCGCAGCCACUCCAGCGAGGUGUCGCCUUCCUCGCCGUCAUCGCCAUCAUCGUCACCCUCGUCGCCGUCGUCCCCGUCAGACUCCAGCUCAGGUGCUGAGUCCGCCAGCCCCGGCCGUCGCAGGAAAGGCCGCCGCCGCAGCCCGCCAAGGCGGUCUGCCAGCGGCGACCGGAGCCGCCGCUCCCCCGCCCCGGAGCGACUGACCCGCAAACCACGCUCAUCCCGCAAGCCUGCAUCAACGACCGCAGCGACAGCGGCGAGAACAACGGCAGCCGCAGCCGCAGCAACAACAUCAACAACAACACCAGGGAGGAGGGCGGGUACUGGCUCAUCGUCGUCGACACCAGCGUCAAGCAGGAGAGAUCAUGGGCUGGACAUGUUUGUCAGAGCAAAGAAGCAGAUGGCAGAGAAGCGGAAGCAGAGUGCUGGGGAGCUGCCCGGUGCGAAAAAGAAGAUGGCGUCGCCCACAAAACGCGGCCAGUCCCCUGGGGGCGGGGAGGACAGCAGCACACCCGCACAGCAGCGGCAGGCACAGAGCAAGGACGCAAGGGCGAAGAAGCAAGAUGGCCAGGAUGGUGGCGCAGAGGAGAGGGAGCAGGGUGGAGAGCGCCCAGAUAAGCAGCAAUCACACACACAAGCACAACAACAACAACAACACCAACACCAACAGCAGCAGCAGCAGCAACAACAGCAGAUGGACCUGCCUCGAUGGUUGACGGGUACUGUUGGCCAGUUUUCAGACCUGCAGCAAGUUGGAGAAGGAAGCUUCGGCGAGGUAUACCGCGCACGUAAGGACGCCAAUGGGCCCGUCUUUGCCCUCAAGCGCAUCAAGAUGGACGUUGAAUCACAAGGAUUCCCGAUCACUGCGCUGCGCGAGAUACGACUGCUGCGACGGCUGCACCACCCGGCGGUCGUCAGUCUGUGCGGCGUUCUCGCAGACGUCGACGCCCCGCUCAUGCACCUCGACCACAAGGCCCACGCAGCUUCCUUUUACAUGGUGCUGGAAUACAUGGAGCACGAUCUGACCGGCCUGCUUGAGCCCAGUGCACCCGUGACGCUGACAGACCAGCAUUACCGCCAGUUCAUGCGCCACCUGAUGGAGAUGUAUGCGAAGCGGGCGAUAUUUCAAGGGGAGAGCGAUUUGCUGCAGUUGGAUGCGAUUUGUGCCAUUUGCGGGGCACCGGACGAAAAGGCGUGGCCCGAAUACCGCAGAUUACCAUUCUUUAACACGAUUAAGCUGAAGAGGUUGUACUCCCCGAGGUUACGCGAGUUUGCACUGCGACACAGCAUGACGAGUGACGGCAUUGAUUUAUUGGAGAAGAUGUUGAUAUUCAACCCGCGCAAGCGCAUUUCGACCGAUGACACGCUGCAGCACCCGUACCUGCAGCUUGAUUUCCCCCUCCAACCCCUCAUCCUCACCCGCAAUCAAGACUGUCAUGAGAUGUGGUCCAAGGAGGAGCGCAGGAAACGGCGGCAAGCACGCAAGGACGGGCAAGCGCCAACCACCGCAUCGACGGGCGCAGGUGCUGCUGGCAACAACGGCGGUGGCAACGGCGCAGCCGCGAAUGGCUCUGCGCUACCAGCAGCAGCAGCAACAACAACAACAACAACAACAGCAGCACAGAACCCGCACCAGCAAUACCAGGAUCAUCAGCAACAGCGGCAGCGGCAGCAGCGCUCAGAUGUACCUGGCACCUUGGCUGCUGCGCCGCAAGCACAGCAGCAGCAGCAGCAGCAGCAGCAGCAGCAGCAGCAGCAGCAGCGUGAUCCACAUGCACCACCUCAGCACCGUUCCCACCACCAACAGCCACACCAGCGCAUGGCAGAGCCUGAAACGCCUUUGGCAAUGUUGAAGCAAGUGCUCGGAGAGUGGCAACGCACGAUGCCAAACCAAGAGGAGUUCUCGACCGAACCCAUUGGCGAGGGCAUUUGCGUGUCAUACUUCCCAGCCACGCACAAGCACCCUGUGCGUCAGAUCCUUGGUCAUCACCUGCCGUUCGUUCUUCUUCACAAUGACAAGGACGGCACCCUCAACUUUGAAUCGACACAAGUCCUGCAACAACUCGCGCACACGACACACCCCCGGCCCCAACUUGUCGAAACCGAGGAGGAUGCGGUCUUGCAGUCUCGCUUAGAUCUGCUUUGCUGCACCUCCAAGACAACUGGAAUUCCUCUGGCAAUGGCGCGCCUGGCUGCAUCCGCAGUCACGCAGCUGUGCCGGGAGGACAGUGGCAUGGUUCUGCCCUGGGUGAUCCAGUGCAACCACACACGGUUUGCCUUCUUCUGCGUCCAGCCUUCUAACCCGGACAAAGGCAGCACAACGGUUGCCCACAUCUUCACUGUCACGCAUCGAGGAUCCGUUGAGGUCGCCGGGUUGCCGCAGCUGCCGCAGUUGCUGGAGGAGUACGGCACCCUGCGCUUUGCAGAUGACAACACGAGCGUGGGUGUGAAGCCCUCCGCCCACAUUGCGGCCGUCUAUGACAUCUUGGGCACAGCAUCAGCAGCAACGGCUGGCGGCGGCAGCAGCGACACAGCCAGCAAGGAGUCUUGGUUGCAUGUGGAGUUUGCGUGGGAGGCAGUCUGUCGAACCCUCUCAGCACCACCGCACGCGUGCCCCGUCAUCCUUCGAUUUCAGGCAUUUCCUGACCCGAAAGGCAGCACCUCGUGUUUCCAUCAUGAGGCCAGCAGCCUGGCUCGGCUGUGCAAGGUCGUGGAGCACCUGCACACCGUCGAUGAUAUCGAUGUGGAAACUGCAUGGGAGGAAGUGCACGCGCAGGAACGGCCAUCGCUUGAUGACGACGACUUCGAGUACAAGCUCGAGGACUUCUUGAACGCAAACGGCGAUAAUGGGGCCGGGGACAUGACCCUGGCUGGUGGAUCCACCAUCCCUCACACGAUGUCGUCAUCAUCAUCGGCCGCCACCGGCGCAGGGAGCGAUGCCCGUCCGCUCUUCAGCGAGCGACGAGAUCUCGAUUUGCCAGACCGUGUGUGGCGCUUUGUGAAAGAUUGCAGCUCGUUUCAGCAGCUGCGCCAAGGCCUUGUGGCCAUUUUCCAGGCCAUGCGCCGCGGAGAGGUCAAGGGCAGCGUGCACCCCGGCAACCAGACGCAGAUGGCACAGCUCGUGAUUGCGUGCGAAAAGGCGAACCGCCUCGCGGCGCGCACAACCGCGGAAGACAAGCAAGAACUCAGCGCGCUCUUGGCCAGCAUGGCAACGGAUCCUGCGGCGCUGCUUGCGUGUGUCAUGGAGGCUGGCGUCGUCAAGCUGCAGCGCGACCUUCUUGAAAACGUCCUGGGCCUCAAACUGGCAACGGAACGACAGUUGGCACCGCUGCUCAAGUGUCACGACCUGCCACUUGACGUUCAGUUGGACCGACUUCUGGUUGUGCUGCGGGCCAUGGAUGCAGCUGCACUGCUGCGCAAGUCGCUCGACCUUCCAACUGCAGCCCUCUCUGAUGUCCUUUCUGCAAUGCUCAAUCACCGUGACGACAACAGCGAUGAGGACACCGGCAUGACCGUUCCACAGCUUCAACAUGCGUUGCCAGAGUUUUCCGCCGGCGCAGCACUGCUGCGAAAAGUGUGCAGUGGGCUGGAGCCGUCCACGUGGACCGCCAAGUUGACCCACCCGGCCUGCCCUUCACGCACGUACCAGUUUAUUAACUCUGCCAGUCAAACCACAUACCUCCCAUCAGAAGAUGAUGCCGAGUUGGACGAAGACGACAGCCUGUUGAACGCUGACAGCGUGCACACCAAGUACCAUGUGGUCACUGCACUCGAGUCCCACGUGGCGUGA